AUGGCAGAAACUGUUUUAAGCUCUGGUGAAAAAAUUUUCAUACUCCAUGGAAUAGAUGUAAGUUAAUGUAAAAGAAUCUGAAAUAUAUGUAUAUGUAUUUAUAAACUAAACUAUAAACUAAAGUUAUUUUAUCAUUUUUACAAUUUUAUAAUUAUAAGGCAGACUUUAGAAAUGAUGGUAGACGACGAUGUGAAUAUCGAUCAAUGGAGAUCGAAACUAAAUUAAUGCCACAAACGCAUGGAUCAGCAAGAUUACACAUAGGAAAUACAGAUAUACUUGUUGGCAUUAAAGUAGAACUUGAUAUACCUCAUGCUGAUAAACCAAAUGAAGGAAAAUUAGAAUUUUUUGUUGAUUGCAACUGAAAUAAGCAAUGUUUUAACAGCUGCUUAUCAAACACGUAAUGCUUUUGAUUUAAAAACACUAUGUAUUUUACCUCAUAAAAAAUGCUGGAAAAUAUAUGUUGAUGUUUUGAUUCUUCAAUAUGGUGGCAAUCUUUUUGAUGCAGUAGGAAUUGCAGUUAAAGCUGCAUUAAAUAGCACAGAAAUACCAAAAAUUACAGCUGCAACUCUUGAUGGUGGAGAACCAGAUAUUGAGUUAUCAGAUGAUUCUUAUGACUGUAUACAAUUGGAUACGAAUUGGCGAUAAUUAUAUUAUAGAUCCAACCUUGGAAGAAGAAGUAUGUAGUACAAGUAGUAUUGUUAUGUCUGUACUACCAAAUGGUAAAAUUUCAUCAAUAGUUAAAUUGGGUUAUGGAAGCAUUCAAUUUAAUACAUUUACCAAAAUGUUGCAAGUAAUAAUAUUAUUAUACAUUAUACAAUGUAUCUCACAUAAUCAUCGCCACGGUUUUUCAGGUCGAAUUCUGAUGAAUAAGUGUAAUAAAUCAAGGUGACUUUAACUUUUUAUUGGAAAAGAAGGUUUUUGUAAUAUUUGUAAUAUUUAUAAACAUGUAGCCGACUGAAAGCUGA
This is a messenger RNA of Heterotrigona itama, 965 nucleotides long. The record is from the annotation of a GenBank genome assembly. NCBI's taxonomy places the organism in Eukaryota, Metazoa, Arthropoda, Insecta, Hymenoptera, Apidae.